This is a messenger RNA of Brugia malayi, 2655 nucleotides long. RefSeq names its product Importin beta-1 subunit, putative (gene Bma-imb-1). Gene Ontology annotation, cellular component: nucleus; cytoplasm. Lineage: Eukaryota; Metazoa; Nematoda; Chromadorea; Rhabditida; Onchocercidae. The transcript is spliced from 19 exons. The record is from RefSeq and is a predicted model, not a curated record. Bases 1 to 2655 code for a protein of 884 amino acids. Gene Ontology annotation, molecular function: nuclear import signal receptor activity; small GTPase binding. Gene Ontology annotation, biological process: protein import into nucleus.
AUGGCUCAGGAGGAGCUGUUAGAAGUAUUACAGCGGACCGCUUCACUAAAUCCAAAUGAUCAAACUCUUGCGUUGGAUUAUUUGCGACGUGCAUGUGUUACUAAUUUUCCAGAAUUCACGAAACAAUUGUCAACGGUUCUUGCAACGCCAUCCUAUUCAAAUUUUGUAAGGCAAGCUGCUGGUUUGCAACUCAAAAACGUUUUAGUUGCAAAAGAAGAUGCAACUAAAAAUGAAUAUCUUACGAGGUGGCUUGCUUUACCAGUAGAUGUUCGAGAGUUCGUGAAGCAAAACGUAGUUCGUACUCUUGGUACUGAACCUUUUAGGCCGUCCAUUGCAGCUCAAUGCGUUGCUGCUAUAGCAUGUGCCGAAAUACCUUCACAAAUGUGGCCAGAUGUUAUAACUCAUUUAAAGGAUAGCGUAAUAGCAACGAACAACAGUGAAAUAUUACGGGAAGCAUCACUAGAGGCUUUGGGUUACAUCUGUCAAGAUAUAUGCGGAACAUUGUUAGAAAGAGAAUCGAAUCAAAUUCUGACCGCUAUUGUUCAUGGUUUACGGAAGGAUGAGCCAUCCAAUCAUAUUCGCCUUGCAGCUGCUAACGCCAUGUUAAAUUCGAUCGAAUUUACGAAACAUAAUUUCAGCAGAGAGAACGAGCGACACAUGAUUAUGCAAGUGGUAUGUGAGUCAUCUCAGUGCCCUGAAACGGCCGUCAAAGUAGUGGCCAUGCAAUGUUUGGUCAGGAUUAUGUCACUUUAUUAUCAAUUUAUGGAGCAGUAUAUGGAUGCACUUUUUCCGAUUAGUUUAAAUGCAAUGAAGUCUCAAAUUAAUGAAGUGGCUUUGCAAGGAAUCGAAUUUUGGUCAAAUGUUUGUGAGGAGGAGAUAUCUCUGUCCGUAGAAGCUGAAGAAGCUCGAGAACAGGGCCGUGCUCCUGAAAAUGUUUCGCGUCAUUAUGCACGUGGUGCUUUAACUCAUUUGAUACCUAUUCUCAGUGAAACAUUGGCCAAACAGGAAGAAAGUGAUGAUGAAGAUGAUUGGAAUCCAGCGAAAGCAGCUGGCGUAUGCAUAAUGCUUCUUGCGCAGUGUACCGGUGAUUCCAUUGUUGAACCAAUUUUGCCUUUCAUCCAGCAACAUUUGAAAAAUCCUAGUUGGAGAUAUCGAGAAGCAUCUAUAAUGGCAUUUGGAUCGAUAUUGGAUGGACCCAAUGAAGCAGUCUUAACACAGUUAGUUGAAUCAGCACUGACAAGUAUUAUUGCUUCCCUUUCUGAUCCUCAGCUACAAGUACGGGACACAGCUGCUUGGUGCAUUGGGCGGGUGUGCGACACAUGUGAAGAGGUGGUAACUCGACAGGAAAUCUUAGCUCCGAUGCUUCCAGCUCUGUCGACUGCUCUACAACAAGAACCACGCGUUGCUGCUAACGUUUGCUGGGCAAUUUCAAGCUUAGCCAAAGCAGCUUUUGAUAUGGCGUGCCGACAAGGAACUGAUAACAGCGGUCAACCCGAAACAUAUAUAUUGACUUCCUGUUUUGAAGGCAUGGUAAACGAGCUUAUUAAGGCUACUGACAGACCGGAUGCUCAUGUGUCGAAUUUACGAAUAGCUGCCUAUGAAACUUUGAUGGAAUUAAUCAAGAAUAGCCCAAAGGAUUGCUAUCCUGUAGUGCAGAAUACCACAGUGAUUGUACUCCGAAAAUUGGAGCAGUUGCUGAACAUCGAGAAUUCACUGGAAUCAUUAAGUGAUAAGAGCCAGUUACGAGAUCUAGAGUCAUUGCUAUGUGCAACGUUGCAAUCUGUUUUGCGCAAAAUGAGGCCGGAAGAUACGCCUUAUAUUGGUGAUGCUAUCAUGCAAGGUCUGCUGCAGAUUAUGCAAAGGUGUGCUGGUAAAGAAUGUGGUGGUGUCAUGGAAGAUGCUUUAAUGGCAGUUAGCACACUUAUUGAAGCAUUGGGUUGUCAAUUCGCCACAUAUUUGGAUGUCUUCAAACCGUUUUUGGUAGCUGGCUUGCAAAAUCACGAAGAAGGACAAGUAUGUUCAGCAGCCAUUGGUGUACUGGUUGAUUUAUGCCGUGCACUAGAGGCAACUUUGAUGCCUCAUUUAGAUGAAUUUAUGGGGUUACUCUUUCAAAUUGUGCAGAGUAAUAAAAUAGAUCGGUUAGUGAAACCAGCCGUACUGUCAUGUUUUGGUGAUGUCGCUUUGGCAAUCGGUCCUAAUUUUACUCGUUAUUAUGAAUAUGUUAUGGCUAUGCUAGUCAUGGCCCUUUCUACUGCGAAAGUAGAAGAUCCGGAAGACUACGAUAAUGUUGAAUAUGUGGAGCAACUGAGAGAAAGUUGUGUGGAAGCAUAUGCGGGUAUUGUACAGGGAAUGCGAACAACACAGAAUAAUGAACUUCAACAGUUGCAAGAUCAAAUACAAAAUAUGCUUGGCUUAAUUGAACUCAUUGCUACCAGUAAUUCACCAGAUUCACUGAUAGGUGCAGCUUCUGGAUUACUUGGAGAUCUAGUGACAUCAUUCGGUGAACAAAUAUUGCCUUUUGUCGAUAAUCAGAAUAUUUCGGCAAUAUUGACGAAGGGAAGACGAAGCAAAGCGGCGAAAACGAAGUCACUUGCCCUCUGGGCAACCAAAGAGAUUCGAAGACUGAAAACAGCAAAAAUGGAAAAUCAUAAUUAA